Drosophila hydei is the source of this 1116-nucleotide messenger RNA. Its product is annotated as protein obstructor-E. Gene Ontology annotation, cellular component: extracellular region. The transcript is spliced from 6 exons. Gene Ontology annotation, molecular function: chitin binding. Lineage: Eukaryota; Metazoa; Arthropoda; Insecta; Diptera; Drosophilidae. The coding region runs from base 61 to 1002 and encodes 313 amino acids. The record is from RefSeq and is a predicted model, not a curated record.
GACGGCGACGCGUGCGCACAACGAAAUACGGAACAUAGAACGGUUGAACUGUGGAACAAAAUGGCGUCAAUAAAAAUCUGCAUAUUUGCUUUGCUAGUGGGAACAACGCUGGCUCAGCGUGCGUAUUUACGGGUGGGUCCGGGCCAUCCGCCAUCUCAGCGCCAUUUACCGCCAAGGACACGCGAUCCCGUCCAGGAAGCAGCAGUGGAGCCCAAACGCAAACAAGUGCAGGCAGCGGCGGAGUAUGAGCCCAGCGAGGAGUGCCCAGAACCAAAUGGCUUCUAUCCGGAUACCAAACAGUGCGAUAAAUACUAUGCGUGCCUAGAUGGUGUGCCCACGGAGCGUCUGUGUGCCGAUGGCAUGGUCUUCAACGACUACACGCCCAUCGAGGAGAAGUGCGAUUUGCCGUAUAACAUUGAUUGCACGAAGCGUUCCAAGUUGCAAACUCCACAAUCCUCGCUGCACUGCCCACGCAAGAACGGAUACUUUGGUCACGAGAAGCCCGGCAUUUGCGAUAAAUUCUACUUCUGUGUGGAUGGACAGUUCAAUAUGAUCACCUGUCCCUCGGGAUUGGUAUUCAAUCCGAAGACUGGCAUCUGCACGUGGCCCGACGAGGUGGGCGUCACUGGCUGCAAGUCGGAGGAUAUCUUUGAGUUCCAGUGCCCCAAGGUGAACGAGAGCAUUGCAGUGACCCAUCCGAGAUACGCUGAUCCCGACGACUGCCAGUUCUUCUAUGUGUGCGUGAAUGGAGACGUGCCACGCCGCAAUGGCUGCAAGCUGGGGCAGGUGUUCGAUGAUGAGAACAAGACCUGCGACUGGGCUCGCAAGGUGCCGGACUGCGCUGAUUGGUAUAAGGAUCGUCUAACCGAUGCGGAGCUGGAUGAACUGGAGAACCCCAAGCCAAAGUCAACGACCACCAAGAGGCCAGCACGAGUGCGUGGCGCCUCCAGGCGCAAGCCGAAGCCGAAGGUCGUCCAGGAGGAGGAACCUGAGGAGGAGUAGCUGGUCCACUUGUCGACUGUUUAGUCUUAAGUUUGUCCCUCCUGUUAACAAAUAAAUUUCAAAUUCCGUCAAUCAUAAAUUCUAUAACUCUAAUGACAAACGGAACUAUUUAAA